AUGACAGAUGAGGGGACACAACAGGGAGAGAGAGCUCUCGGAGAGAAGAACGCCUGCGAGGACCGAGAGAUUGCAGAACGAGAUGACCUAGAGUAUCCAGGGUCGCCCGAGGCCAAGGUCCACCUCAUGGACAUGGAGCUCUGCAACAGCAGCCGGUGGUAUGCAGGGGCCAUCCACCCCCGCAACCUGUGUGCUGGGUACCCACACGGCAGUAUUGUCACCUGCCAGGGGGACAGCGGGAGUCCCUUCAUCUGCAGGGACAAUGAAGCUGACUACUACUGGCUCGUUGGAUUGAACAGCUGGGGAAAAGGCUGUGACGCCAGGCACCCUGGGAUCUACACCUCCACUCAGCACUUCUACAACUGGAUCCUGCUCCAGAUGGGCCUGAGCCCAGCAGAAAGAGCUGGUUCAGCACCGGAGCCAGUCGUCACCUCGGCCCCUGAGCAGCCUCUGAAACUAGUGGAACAUAUCAGCUUGACCCCUGAGUACAGCCAGAGACCAGCAGUGACAUCCUUGGGCACAUCACUGCCCAUGGCAUUCCCCCACCAGAUCCUGGUACAAUUCCAGAAUCAGUUGCAGGAGUUCCUGCAGUUUUGGAAGGACAAAAAAGCCUGAGCAGCAGCAGGAUCCAGGGCUACAGUGGAUCACGGCAGUUACUGCUGGUAGCCUUGGGGCCAGAGGCUUCUCUGUCCUACCCACGCUGCUGUGCUGUGGCCACAGCG
Vidua chalybeata is the source of this 722-nucleotide messenger RNA. RefSeq names its product acrosin-like. Gene Ontology annotation, biological process: acrosome reaction; proteolysis. Gene Ontology annotation, molecular function: serine-type endopeptidase activity. NCBI's taxonomy places the organism in Eukaryota, Metazoa, Chordata, Aves, Passeriformes, Viduidae. The record is from RefSeq and is a predicted model, not a curated record.